Rotaria sordida is the source of this 261-nucleotide messenger RNA. Lineage: Eukaryota; Metazoa; Rotifera; Eurotatoria; Philodinida; Philodinidae. The record is from the annotation of a GenBank genome assembly.
AUGUCAGCAGACAAUUCAAAUACAGCUACAACUUCUCGCCCUUCAACAGAUCCUGAAGCAGCUCGUACAGAUGCACAAACCGAUCAUCGACAUCAUAGUAUUCCAAUACCAGAUAAAGUAACAGGAGCGGGACAAAAUCAAGGAGCACAAAAAAAAGCAACAGAACCUAUUGAAGCCGAUACUAGUGCUUAUCCUGAAAAUAAAUCGAAUAAUCAAGGAGCAGCAUCACCUGAACAAGUUGCUAAUCGAUCGACAAAUUAA